ACGUACGUUUCCAGUUUACGGCUGAUGUGUAAAUGGAUACAUGACACAGUUGUUUGGAGGAAAGCGAUCUUCAGGAAAAAUAACACUAACGUCCAGGCAACACCUGGCGGGUUUCUGACAUCCAGCCUGGGCGACAGUGUCGAGUAGCGUAGGCCGCGAUGGAGGCGGUCCCCCGCAUGCCGAUGAUCUGGCUGGAUCUGAAGGAAGCUGGGGAGUUCCAGUUCAGCCCGUCCGUCAGGCAGUUCAUUCUAAAGAACUAUGGAGAGAAUCCGGACAGCUACAACGAGCAGCUGAAGAAACUGGAGACUCUUCGGCAGAGCGCCGUCAACGUGACGAGGGACUUCGAGGGAUGCAGCACCCUGAGGAAGUACUUCGGCCAGCUGCAUUACCUCCAGAGUCGGGUUCCAAUGGGGAUGGGCCAGGAGGCUGCUGUGCCCAUUUCAUGGACUGAGAUUUUCUCAGGAAAAACUGUCAGCCAUGAUGACAUCAGCUAUGAGCAAGCAUGCAUCCUCUACAAUCUUGGGGCCCUGCACUCUAUGCUGGGAGCCAUGGAUAACAGGGUCUCUGAGGAGGGGAUGAAGGUGUCGUGCACCCACUUCCAGUGCUCAGCUGGAGCUUUCUCCUACCUUAAAGACCACUUCAGCCACAACUUUAGUGUGGAUAUGAGCCACCAGAUCCUCAACCUCAACAUCAACCUUAUGCUGGGCCAGGCUCAGGAGUGUCUUCUGGAGAAGUCCAUGUUGGACAACAGGAAGAGCUUUCUGGUUGCUCGCAUCAGUGCUCAGGUGGUGGAUUACUAUAAAGAAGCAUGCAGGGCUCUGGAGAACUCGGAAACAGCCUCCAUGCUGGGAAAGAUCCAGAAAGACUGGAAAAAACUGGUUCAGAUGAAGAUCUAUUACUUUGCUUCUAUUGCACAUCUUCACAUGGGAAAACAGGCCGAGGAGCAGCAUAAGUUUGGAGAACGGUUGGCAUAUCUGCAGAGCUCCUCAGACAAACUCAGUGAAGCCAUCAAGCUAGCGAAGGGUCAACCCGACAGCGUGCAAGAAGCCUUGAAGUUCACCAUGGAUGUUGUUGGUGGAAAGUUUAAUUCUGCCAAAAAGGACAACGACUUCAUUUAUCACGAGACAGUUCCGUCUCUGGAGACUCUUGCCUCUGUCAAAGGCGCUCCGCUGGUGAAACCUCUGCCCGUCAAUCCCACCGACCCCAGUGUCACCGGGCCAGACCUCUUUACCAAACUGGUGCCCAUGGCCGCCCACGAAGCCUCUUCUCUGUACAGUGAGGAGAAAGCCAAGCUGCUCAGGGAUGUGAUGGCCAAGAUCGACAAUAAAAAUGAAACUCUGGAGCAGUUCAUGGACUCUUUGGGCUUGGAGCCAGAGUCUGUUGACAACCUGGACAUGUACAAUCACAUCCCUCCGGUCCUCAUGGAGAAGUGUGCUGCUCUCAGCGUUCGACCAGACACCGUCAAGAGCCUCAUUCAGUCCAUGCAGGUUCUCUCAGGAGUCUUCACCGACGUGGAGUCAUCGCUGAAAGAAAUUCGGGAUGUUCUAGAGGCGGAUGAGUCUGGUGAGCGGAUGCUCCAGGAGGCCUUUGGCCCCGCGGCAGCCGAGGUUCACCCAGCAGCACAGAGCCAAGCUCUGGCCGAGAUCCGCCGGGACCUGGAGAAGUACAUGGAGGCCCACGAGAAGGCCAGUUUCACCAAUACAGAGCUCCACAGGGCGAUGAACCUACACAUCAGCAAUCUGCGUCUGCUUGGGGGGCCGCUGGAAACUCUGAAGGACACCUUACCGAGGCCCCAGCUGAGUGAAGAGGAAAUGGCAGGCCUGCAACAUAUGAAGCGAAUCCUGGGAAAGGUUCAGGAGAUGAGGGAACAGCGGAGCUCUUUGGAGAAACAGCUUCGUGACCUCAUCCACCAGGACGACAUCACCUCUACUCUCGUCACCACAGAAAGAGCCGACAUGAAGCGGAUAUUCGAGGAGCAGCUGAAGAAGUAUGAGCAGGUGAAGGUUUAUAUUGACCAAAACCUUGCAGCACAAGAAAACAUCUUGAAAGCCCUGACCGAGGCAAAUGUUCAGUACGCCUCGGUGCGUAAGGGCCUGAACCAGAUGGAGCAGCAGUGGAACGGUACCGUCCAGGGACUGGUGGGGUCGUAUGAGGCCUACGAAGACCUGAUGAAGAAGUCUCUGGAGGGAAAGGAGUUUUAUGAUGACCUGGAGGCCAAAGCAUCACGUCUGCUGGAGAGAGCCAAGACCCUGUGUCAGACCAGGGCAGAGGAGAGGAGGCCCGCCCUAGAGAAAGAGACCCAGAAGAAGCCCCCAGCUCGUCCCACAGCUGCUAAGCCCACCCUGAAGCCCAGGGGUUCUGAUGUUGACUCCUCCUCUUCUAGCAUUGAGGAUCCAGAGCUGGCCCAGCUCAGUGCGGCGAUUUUAGCCUUGGGGGGCGACUUGCCUGAAGACCUUUGCAGCCUCCCUCCUGAUAUUCCCUCCUUCCCUGCACCUGCCGGUCGUUUGCCUGGCCCUGAAGCCUUUAUGCUACCAGGUGCUAAGCUAGGUGGAAGCUCCUCUCUGCCUUGGCCUGGUGCGCCAGCUGCUGGUCUCCCUCACUUCCCUGCUAACCUGCCACCCCCAGAGCUUCUGGCGAGGAUUUCUCAGUUUCCUACUUCAGGGGCGAUGGCAACACAAGGAUCUCCUCCACACAUGCCCCAUCCUCAGAUGACUCCACAGAGGCCUCCACACCAAUCCCAGCCUGUUAUGCCUGGCUAUCGGCCAUCCACUCCACAAACUGCUCCGCCAGGCCCUGUUGCCCCAGUGCCUGUCCGACCCUCCACCACGACUGUGGACACCAUCCUGGCUCCUAUUGCCAGCUACACCCCCACACCACACCACCCUCUUCCCCCUGCUGCCUCAACUGGCUACACAGUACCACAGAUCGGAGCGUACCCUCACAUGAUGCCCCAACCAGGAGGUCCGGUUCAAGGCCAGGGUCAGAGACCUGCAACACAGCAACAGAAGCAUCCACUGCAAUACACCCAGCCUCUCCCUCAGGGGUACCAACCUGGACCUAGGCCUGCCCUUGGUCCUCUUCAGAACCAACAAGUUUACACUCAUGGAUAUAUUCCCCCUCAGCCUGGCGUUCCUCCUCAGUACCGACAACCCUUUCCUGGUCAGCUUCAUCAACAAAAUGGUUUCCCACCACAAUCUCAGAUACCCCAGGGCUACCAGACUCCACAGACCUAUAUGCCCCAACAGCCCCCUCACCUGAUGCCAGGCUCGAUGCCAAGGCCACCUCAGACUGUGCAUCCACCUGCUCACUCCCAGUCGGUGGCCCCUGCAUCUAUCCCGUAUCUGCCCUAUCCCAACCAACAGAUGCCCUCUGGACUCCCUCACCAGCAGAUGGUGCCACAGCAGCAACAAACUCCAAUCAAUCCAAGUGCCCAGCAGAUUCUGCCCCACACUCAGAUGCAAAUACCAGGCGCUCAUAGGCCACAAUUGCCCCGUUCGGGUCAGAUGAUACCUCCAGUCUCAAUGAGCUACGUUCCUCCACCCAGCCAGCCCACUCCCCCUACCAUGCACCCUCAGAUGCCUCCUGCUUCACAACCUCAAAUGGCCUCUGGUCCUCAGGUGCACUUGCCCAGAAGGCCUAUGCCCCAAAUGCCUCAGAGUGCAAUGCCUGCACAGCAUCAGUCCAUGCCUGGCCAGCCUCCUAUACCAAAUAUUCCACAGCAGCCCGUGCAGAUCUCCAGCCAGUCCCAGUCACACCUAGCUCAUUCUGGGGGGGUGUGUUACCCUGGUGGAGCUCCCAUGAUGCCUCAACAGCCUUUGGCGCCUCAUCCUGCAGCUUCUCUUCCUAUGACUCUUUCACAGCCGUCUAAUAUGUAUCCGUCUGCUCCGGGGACAAAUGUCCCCCCAGGUGCGUCACAACAACCAACUGUCAUUGGCCCCCAUGCCACCCCUGCUCAGCACUUGAUUCAGCCCUCUCCUGGAGGUCCCACAGCAGUGCAGCCAGCCAACACUAUCCCCCCUUCCCCAUCUCCAUCCCCAGGUCCUGCCUCUCUGGGUCUGAACCCCCAGCAGAUACCCGCACCAGCCACGACUCCCGGAAGCAACGCCCCAGCCGCUCUUCCUUCUCCCUCAGCCAUUUCUCCCUCCACAUCAUUAUUUCAACGGGAGAACUCAAGCACAGAUGAUCUCCUCUCUUCCAGUCCAGAGAGCCAACCCGGAGGCACCAAGGCCCCCACUAACGUCCUCCAGCCAACCAAAGCUGACCCCCAAGAUGGGGAGCGUCGAAAGAAGAGCUCCCAGGGAGUUCUCCUGAUCCACGGUGAUCCAUACCAAGCCCCAGAGUGUGUUGCUCGUCUUCACGGUGAACUGGAGCGCUACAGAGCCCAGGUAGAUGCCCUGGAGCACCCCUCGGAGAACGAGGGUGGUCUGUCAGUUUUGGAUUCCCGUUGGAAAGAGCUGCAGGACCAGCAGGAAAAGGACGCGCGCCAGCUCUCUAUCGCCAUCGCCCGCUGCUACACCAUGAAGAACCGCCACCAGGAUGUCAUGCCUUAUGACAUCAACCGUGUAGUGCUGCAGUCAGGCAAGGACGACUACAUCAACGCCAGCUAUGUGGAAGACUUGUCACCAUACUGCCCUCGCCUUAUUGCCACCCAGGCUCCGCUCACCGGCACGGCAGCGGACUUCUGGCUGAUGGUGUACGAGCAGAAGGUGUCACUGAUUGUCAUGCUCGUUUCCGAGCAGGAGCUGGAAAAGGGGAAAGUUUUGCGCUACUUCCCUACGGAGCGUGGCCAGCAGCUCUCUCAGGGACCAAUCACACUCAGCCUAACCACACAGAAGAUGACUCCGACCCACGUGGAGCGCAUGAUCAGUCUGCAGUACCGCGACCAAAGCCUGAAGCGCACCGUCGUUCACCUGCAGUUCACUUCCUGGCCAGAGCUAGGUCUUCCUGACAGCAAGAGCAACCUGCUGCGAUUCAUUCAGGAGGUACACGGGCACUACCUCCACCAGAGGCCCCUACACACACCUGUCGUGGUACACUGUAGCUCGGGUGUUGGACGCACAGGUGCCCUCUGUCUGUUGUACGCAGCCGUGCAGGAGCUGGAGGCGGGAAACGGGAUCCCUGACCUUCCACUGUUGGUGAAGAAAUUGAGACAACAGAGGAAGAACAUGCUGCAAGAGAAACUCCACCUGAAGUUCUGCUACGAGGCCGUGUUGAAGCACGCAGAGCAGGUUCUUCAGCGCCACGGCAUCACGACGGCCACCUACACCAAAAACACCAACCCUGCAGCCUCAAAGCCUUACUCGAGACAAGAAUCUCAGCAGGACAUCGUCCUCGGUGGUGACAUGCCCAUCAGCUCCAUUCAGGCCACCAUCGCUAAGCUCAGCAUCCGACCGCCCAGCGCCAACGAUCCCGCCAUGGAGGCCAGCGCCUGCUGCUGCCCAGAGGAGCAGGUUGGGACUAUCUUACCAAGUCUGGACUCUAUGGCUGACCUGCAGCUGUUUCAGGACCCCUGCUCUGUACCAGAGUCCCAACCCCCCUCCUCUUUUAGCCCACCUCUCACCUCCCCUACACACUCUCCUCCACCACCCAACGGCCUUGAUGGCCUCUCCCCAUCGACUCCAAUUGCAGCCAAUCACCAGCCGGCAGCUGAGGCUGCUCCCUGCAGCAGCCCGCCUCCAGCUUCCACUGCGCCGGCACCAUCAUCGCUAGAUCUUCUGGCUUCUCUGACGCCAGAGGCCUUCUCCUUGGAUGGGGGCGGUCGAGGGAAGCAACGGGUGACGAAGCAGAGUUUUUUGCAGCCGGCAGAGGGUCAGGGACUCCAUGUGACCCGAGGCGAUGACGACGCUGACCCCCUCAGUAGCCUAGACCCCCUCUGGACCCUCAACAAGCGCUAGACGUGUCCAUAGAUUGCUGCCUUUGUCAUAUUUGCCACCAGGUGUCAGUAAAGACCCGGAGAGCGCUGCAGACACUAGUAAUUCCAACAUGUGCCUGUAGCUUGGCGUCAUCUCUGAAACUGGCUUCUCCACUCAACACUUCUGGGACCACAUCACUAUGCACCUGUUAGCAUCCUUUUGUUGUCCCACUGCAGCUUUUCUUCACUUGUGCACUUACACCCUCCCCCCCAACAUCCAGUAUGCACUCCCAUUUCCACAUCUCACAUGGGUGUUAAAGCAUCACAAAGCUUUGAUGGUGCCUGGCGCUUUGGGAAACCCAGACGAUGGAGGCUGAAGAGCACAAAUCAGCAUGUUUUAAAACGUUUCUUUUCUCUGUAAAUAAAGUUAGGCUGUUCCAACAUGUCCUCCUAGAAAAGUCACUACUCAGUCAUCCUUGUAAAAACAGGAAAUAAAUCUAGUAAACAGA
Nothobranchius furzeri (turquoise killifish) is the source of this 6360-nucleotide messenger RNA. RefSeq names its product protein tyrosine phosphatase, non-receptor type 23, a (gene ptpn23a). Gene Ontology annotation, cellular component: endosome. Gene Ontology annotation, molecular function: protein binding; protein tyrosine phosphatase activity. NCBI's taxonomy places the organism in Eukaryota, Metazoa, Chordata, Actinopteri, Cyprinodontiformes, Nothobranchiidae. The record is from RefSeq and is a predicted model, not a curated record. Gene Ontology annotation, biological process: early endosome to late endosome transport; protein transport to vacuole involved in ubiquitin-dependent protein catabolic process via the multivesicular body sorting pathway; endocytic recycling.